ACAGAGGGCAGAGCAGAGAGAUGGCUUUAUUCAGGGUCCUCUUCCUGAUCUCCUUGUGUAUUGCGGGCCGUGAGGCCCUCAGCGUAUUGGACUGCGGGGCGUACGCCAGACGACCAGAAUACAGUGAUAUUUCUGUGGUGUGCGGCACAUCUGCCAUUGACCUGGCAAUUCAAAUCUGUCCGGUUAUCUACACCGGCUACAACAAGAGCUUACUGAUCCUCAACCGCAUCCGGGACAAUGCGGACUGUCAGGGGACGCUGGACACCUCGGUGGCACCGCCAGUGCUGAGAUUUAGCUUCCCCAUCAGAGAAGGAAACGCCUGUGGGAGUAACUUCUUGACCACGAGCGCACCAGGGACAGGAUUAUUCUCAGACUUCUCCAACAUCCAGACGGUCAACGUCAGCGGGGUGGUCCGAUCCUUUGACCCCACCAUUGGGACGAUCACCUACAAUGCUGAGCUCAAGUAUUACUACUCAUGUGCUUAUCCUCUGGAGUAUCUCAUCAACAACACCCAGGUGGAUGUGUCAUCCUCCUCCAUUGCUUUGAAGGACAACAAUGGGAGCUUCAUCAGUACCCUCAGCAUGGCCUUGUACCAGGAUAUAAAUUACACCACGCCCCUUGUCUUGCCACGCCUGGGUGUCGAGCUGAGAACAAACAUCUACGUGCAAGUGGCUGCAUCCAACCUGACAUCCCAGUACUUUGUUCUUCUGGACCGGUGCUACGCCUCGGUGAAUCUGCAGCCCUCCAACUCCACCUACUUUAAUCUGUUUGUCUCGUGCUCCAUAGAUCAGCUCACCACCAUGCUGGAGAACGGGGAUAGCCAAAAGGCCCGCUUCUACUUCCCGGCAUUCCGCUUCAUUGAGCAGCAGAAUGAGACCAUCUCCACCUACUAUCUGCACUGCAUCACCCGACUCUGUGAGCGCAGCACCUGCAGCACCUUAAAGCAAUGCAACAGGAAGAGGAGGAGUGUGGAGACCACGGUUGUCCAGGAGAGCAUCACUGAGCCUUCGGUGCUCACAGUGGCUAUAAGGGCCGAGACAGAAACCUCCAUUCUCUCAAAAGAAGAGGCCUUGUCUGCUGGCCAGUCUGAUGGCAAGGGCGCGUCUGUUGGCCUGGGAAUUGCUGUGGCUGUCCUCAUUGUGAUAGGGAUGGCAGCUAUUUUGAUGGCCACAUCUUUUUAUCGAAAACUGAAGCGGUUAAGCUAGCAGCAGCACCAUAAUGUUGAUGAACAGAGGUCAGCCUGGGCUAAAUGACAUAACGAGUUUGACAGGGUGACAUUCACAUACUGGUGGAGGUGCAUAAUGUAUGUAUGUAGGACUCUGCUUUACUGAAUCAAACUAUUGAUUGGAGCACUUAAUGUUUCUUUCCAAUCCUUCACAGACUGUUAGAAGUUAUGGAAGGUGAAGUCUGAAUAAUGCACCUGCCGUGAUACACUGCAUGUUAAAAAGGAAAGAAAGAAAGAAAGAAAGAAAGAAAGAAAGAAAGAAGAUAUUUAAUUGUCACCUUGAAGGAGUAGUUCAACAUUUUGAGAAAUACUUAUUUGCUUCCUCCAAGAAGUUAUAGUCGGUACAUACAGUAACUGCCUAUAAAACAGCAAAUUCUCCAUUUUACAAAUGAAUUAAACAAACAAGAUAUAAAGUGUUAAUUAAAGCUUUAGAAGUUCUGGUGGUUGAACUAACUUAGUUACUCAGAGCCAGACUCGCUGUGUUUCCAGUCUUGACACUAAGCUAAGCUAAUCUGCUGCUGGUUCCAGCUACAUGUUUAGUUUACAGACAUAAUUUGGCAUUUAUGUUCUGAUCGCAAGUGUAUUUUCCACAAUGUCGAACUUUUCCUUUAACUUACAGCCAGAGUCAAAGCAAAAGAUCAUGGCUAAGAAUUGUAAUCCUUUUUGUCUCACAUUAAAUUUGGUUUAUUGUCAGUGAGUAAAUAUUAUUUGAUUCAAGUACUCAGACGUCUUGUUUAUCUAACCUAUAGGCCAUAAAUAAAUAUCUACAUCUGUAUAUGAAUCAUGAACAUGGAUGACACAGUGACAGUGGAUUGCACUCCUUGUAACAUCUAAUAGACUUUUGAUGCUUUCACAAGCAGCAUAGAUUAUUUUGUGCAAGCCAGAGCUGACCUGUUGCAUGUUAUAUGUAGAAACACAUGUGUUAUUAAUUAAAUUCAAGCUGCAAAAUGAGUGUCCCAUUGCCCAUUCUGUUUGUCAUGACAGAAAUCCAAAGGUAUCACAUGAAAUGCAACGAUACCAAAAGAAUGAGCGGGUACAUUUAGUUAUUUAUUUGCAUUAUUUUUAUGUUUGUAAAGCCUGCAUUAUAUCAGGGGGAUUUGCUUUAUGUACUACUAGUUUUAACAGUUGUAAUAAUGUAUAAUCUAUAUUGUGGCAACUGUUCUGAGAAAGUUUGUACAUUUCCACAAAGUGAAUGAUUGCUGUGUGUAUAUGUGCACCUUUUUUUCGUGUCACACAUGCAUUAUUUUUACUAUUAAAGCUUGCAAGAAAUG
Messenger RNA from Dicentrarchus labrax (European seabass), 2496 nucleotides. Its product is annotated as zona pellucida-like domain-containing protein 1. Gene Ontology annotation, cellular component: cell surface. The record is from RefSeq and is a predicted model, not a curated record. Lineage: Eukaryota; Metazoa; Chordata; Actinopteri; Moronidae. Bases 21 to 1205 code for a protein of 394 amino acids. The transcript is spliced from 10 exons.